Molecule: messenger RNA, 904 nt
Organism: Ipomoea nil (Japanese morning glory)
Lineage: Eukaryota; Viridiplantae; Streptophyta; Magnoliopsida; Solanales; Convolvulaceae
Exons: 2
Coding region: 330-794 (154 amino acids)
Source: RefSeq, a predicted model, not a curated record
AACCAACUUAUUAUUUUGGAAAAGGCAUUGCUACCAUGGUACUAUAGUGGGAUGAACAAUUAGUUCAAUCAAAUUUUAUUUUUAGUCCAUGUUGCACCCAUAAUUCAGUUACACUUGGCAUUUUAAAGACCUUGAUUCUUUCUUUGUCAUUUUUGUUUUAUUUUUGGCAUGUUACUCUUAAUGUUGCAUAUGUAACCUGGCUGAGUUUGAGGGAGAAUGUGUGGAGCGAGAGAGAGAGAAAAUCUCUCUAAAUCUCAAUCUCUCUCACUGUAUACUUUUGGAGUUUUGCCUCCUGCUGGUGUCUCUGGCCACCAGGGAGGACGGUAGGCAUGUCUGCUUCUCUCUUUUUGUCCUUUUUCCUGUUGGAGGAGGGAUCCUUGUCUCUUCCAGGUUUUGUGACUUAUAAGAGCUUAAGAUGGUGGAGUUUUUUCAGCUGUGGUGAGCUGUUUUGGCGAAUCACUUUUGAAGGUUGUAUCCAUGUGAUUUUUUGGGUCAUUUGGUUCAUGGAGGUGGAGGGGUGCAGGUUGAAAGAGGUGGUGAUGUUGAUGGGGUUGAGAGAGGAAGGUGGUGAAAAUUGUGGUUGUGAGGUUUUUUUGGUGGUGGAGCUUAUGGUGGAUCUAGAGAUUGCGUAUGUGGUAGCCUUGAAUUUGGAGGUUUUUGGGGUGAUAGAAGUUUGGGAGAGGAUGGUGGCGUUUGGUGUCAGUUUUCCAGCAAGGUUUAAGCAUGAAGAAGGUUGGAGGACGGUGGCCAAUGGUGUUUACUGUAGCAAUGGUGAUGCAAAGCAACGUGCUUAGGAAGGUAGACAAAUAGUGUUGGUGGCCUUGAGUUGUGUAUUUGAUUUUUUUUUUUCCCACAAAAUUUUAUGGUUUUGUCUGCACACUGAGGUUUUGUUUUUUUUUUUUUU